This is a messenger RNA of Danio aesculapii, 2181 nucleotides long. It is a transcript of the gene sp100.4, whose product is annotated as SP110 nuclear antigen, tandem duplicate 4. Gene Ontology annotation, biological process: regulation of transcription by RNA polymerase II. The record is from RefSeq and is a predicted model, not a curated record. The transcript is spliced from 13 exons. NCBI's taxonomy places the organism in Eukaryota, Metazoa, Chordata, Actinopteri, Cypriniformes, Danionidae. Gene Ontology annotation, molecular function: DNA binding; DNA-binding transcription factor activity, RNA polymerase II-specific; protein binding. Gene Ontology annotation, cellular component: nucleus. The coding region runs from base 199 to 1428 and encodes 409 amino acids.
CUCUUGAAACCAGGAAGCAGCUUCAGAUGUGUGUGUGGGCAGUUCAACAUUGAGAAAUAAAUCCACUUCCCGCUCUUCAAAAAAUGCAGACGAUACAGCAGCCUCAUUCAUGAAAUGACUCUUCAGCCCUAUCUGGAAUCUGCUCGACUCGGUGAGAACAACAGAAACAACAAAUCCCAACCAGGCGAGUGAAGAAGGAUGAAGAAAAAAAGCUGCAAGAAAUUACGCCAGAUCAGGUCGUCCUCCCUCUGCAGCUCCAAGAGAAAGAAACACGCUAAAAGCAAAAACUGCCUCAAAUCGUCUUCAAGUCAUCAAUCUCGACUUCCUGUUACAUGUGGUUAUAAAGAGGGGUUCCUGGAUUUGAAGAAAUAUUAUAAAAGGCAAAAGUGCAUCUUAAGUGAAGACCAUUGGUUUACGCCCCCUGAGUUUGAGAGGUUUGGGAGAAAGGAGAAAAACAAAAAGUGGAGGAUCAGCAUCCUUUGCAAAGGGAUUACACUCCAGAAACUCAUAGAGGAUGGAUUUCUUUUACCUAAAACUUUUAUGAAAAGCAGGAUUCAUGGUGAUAAGAAGAAGAAAAAGCAAGAGGUUUUGCAGCAACAGGUGGUAGAAUCAGCUGAGAAAAGUAAUGGCAGUAAAGGAGAGAAUGACGAUGAUAUUGACAUGACCAAGUUUGAAGGUCCGACAUUACCUGUGGCCUGCGGUUCAGACUCUGGUGUCCUACACAAAUGCCGCUUUGCUGGAGAGCGUUGUGGGAGAUGCAUAAGAACAGAGAACUCCUGGUUGACGCCUGAGGGUUUCAUCAAAUUAAGCAAACCAGAUGGAAUAUGGAGGAAAGACAUUGUUUCCAACGGAGUUCCCCUCGGAAGACUUAUAAAGAAAAAGGUUUUGGAACUACAUACAAUCAACUGUGACUGUGAGAUCUGCCAAGAACUGGAUCAGCACCUUAAUGAUGAUGUGUGUUUUGUGUGUAACUCUGAGGGAAAUCUGGUGUGUUGUGAUGAAUGUCCACGAGCUUUUCAUCACCACUGUCACCUACCAGCUGUGCCUGAAGAUUCACCUGGCCAGUGGACCUGCACAUUUUGUGUACUGAAGAACAUGAAAGGUUCCAGUCAAAAGAACCAACAGGAUAUUAUGAGCAGUCCAGUUUCUCAGUACACACAGCACUGCCAGUGUCUGCUGUUACACCUGCUGCGCGAGUGCAUGACUGACCCCUGCACCAAUGUUCCAGGAGGCAGUGAGAACAUUUGUGGUCCCAUGAUGCUGGGCAGAGUCAAACAGAAUUUGGAGAAUAAUAAUUGUCCAACAGUGCAAGUGUUUGUCUCAGAUAUUGAAUAUGUCUUCCACCACUGCACCUCCAACAGGGAUAAUGACUUCAGCAGAAUGAUGUCUAGACUCAUGGAGCUGCUUGAAACCAUCUUUAAGCCUUAACGUUUGUGUGUUUUGUACAGAAAUAAAGAGAAAUAGAUACAGUUGAAGUCAGAAUUGAUAACCCCACUGAAUUAUUAGCCCCCCUGUUUAUUUAUUUCCCCAAUUUCUGUUCAAAGGAGAGCAGAUUUUUUCAUCACAUUUCUAAACAUAAUAGUUUUAAUAACUCAUUUCUAAUAACUGAUUUAUUUUAUCUUUGUCAUGAUGACAGUAAAUAAUAUUUUACUAGAUGUUUUUCAAGACACUUCUAUACAGCUUAAAGUGACGUUUAAAGGCUUAACUAGGUUAAUUAGGUUAGGGUAAUUAGGCAAGUUAUUGUAUAAUGAUGGUUUGUUCUGUAGACUAUCGAAAAAAUAUAUAGCUUAAAGGGGCUAAUAAUUUUGACCUUAAAAUGUUUUUUUUAUUAUUAAAACUGCUUUUAGUCUAGCUGGAAUAAAACAAAUAAGACUUUUUCCAGGAGAAAAAAUAUUUUCAGACAUACUGUGGAAAUUUCCUUGCUCUGUUAAACAUCAUUUGGGAAAUAUCUAAAAAAAGAAAACCAAAACAAAGGGGGGCUAAUAAUUCUGACUUCUGUGUAUAUUUUAACUGCAGUGCAUCAAACUCGAAAUUUGAAAAAAAAAUGCAUUUUUAAAAAAAAUACUUGAUUUGAUACAUUUUGUAAUAUAUUUUUGCAGUUUUUUUUUGUUGUUGUCAAGAACAAUUACUGUUUUUAGUGUUUGCAUUAUGACAAAAAACAUCUUUAUCACCAUCAUCAUC